Messenger RNA from Juglans regia (Persian walnut), 2419 nucleotides. RefSeq names its product mitogen-activated protein kinase kinase kinase 5-like. The record is from RefSeq and is a predicted model, not a curated record. Gene Ontology annotation, molecular function: ATP binding; protein kinase activity. The transcript is spliced from 10 exons. NCBI's taxonomy places the organism in Eukaryota, Viridiplantae, Streptophyta, Magnoliopsida, Fagales, Juglandaceae. Bases 310 to 2247 code for a protein of 645 amino acids. Gene Ontology annotation, biological process: protein phosphorylation.
UGACCUCUCAAAAUGGAGACCCCCCUCUUUCCCGUUUGGAGUGGAAGUACGUUGUUGGAGAGAGAACUGAAAGCAAUCGAGGACCUCCAACACCGUCCGCGUCCAUAUGUCCCUCGAAGAAGAAGAAGAUCCACGGUUCUUCCCAUGGACCUUCUCCUCCUCCUUCUAGGGUACUCUCCCUGUCUUCUUGCCCAACGACCUUGCCAGCAACAUAGUUCCUUCGUAUCCAUCCACUGAUCCUUUGAAAGUCACUGAUUAAUAUACAAGCAUUUAUGUUGGUGUAGGUACGUAGCAUGAUUGGGUGCAACAAUGCGUUGGUUGCCUAGCAUUUCGUUCUCAUCCUCCUCCAGCUCUCGAUCCUCGUCGUCCUCGCUCAAAUCCCGGGGUGGUGAAUCGCCUAGCGGGAGGAUUGUUGACGUCUCCACCGGGUGGAGUUUCGGUCCGGUUAGGAAGCUCACGCGACAGCGGAAGCUCCGUCAUUUGAAUGAUCAACACGACAUCUCGGGCCCGCCCGAGCCUCUGGCGCAGCAUGUGCUAUCUCCGAGCAACGAUGCCGAUUUCUCGACCCCGCGGUUCUCUUCCACGGCGGCGUCCGCAUCCUCGGCGAAGCCGCAGCCGCUUCCGCUGCCGGAAUUAGGGAUCUUUGGCCGCAAGGAUAGGUUGAGUUCCAGCUACGUGGACUUCCAGCUCCCUUCACCGACGACUGGGCCGAGCCGAGGCGUAGAGGAGCGAGAUAGAGGGGGAGCGUUCUCCAACUCUCCAAUUAAGAGCGUGUUUGCCAGCCAAGAUGCGAGAUACACAAAAAAGACUACAGAUCAUGCUGACAAGAAGUCAUCUAGGAGGGAGUCUCAAGACCUAAAUGGCUCUAAAAGCUCAACAAAUGGCUUCAGGGUCGAUGUUCCCAUCAGGAGUGCUCCAACUAGUCCUUUCUCAAGUCCUGCACUCAGCCCACAAAGGCGGAGUGCAGCUGAUGCAUUUCCGUAUUACUAUUACAUUGUUCCUACGGGGAAUCAAGCCUGGUCUGCUCCGGAGAUGCCUACCUCGGAAAUGAUACCAGGGCUCCCUCCCCCUGCAUUCUUUGAUUACUCUGCAUUUAGUUGUAAUACAUCUCCCCAUCACAGUCCGGCAAGAAGUCACCUGCAAAACCCGAAAAGCCCAAGUGGACCUGCAUCGCCAUUGCAUUCAAAAUUAUCCCACGACACCUCAAUAGCACGCUUUGAAACUGACUGUCCUGUAAAUGUCCACCCAUUACCUCUUCCUCCUGGUGCAGCCAUGCCUUCACCCUCAGCUCCCAUUCCUCAGGCUAUAGCUAAAUCAGAGUUUGUGCCAAUGAAAAGUCCAUGGAAAAAAGGAAAGCUUAUUGGGCGCGGUACAUUUGGAAGUGUUUAUGUUGCCACCAAUCGGCUAACUGGAGCUUUAUGUGCAAUGAAGGAAGUUGAAUUACUUCCUGAUGACCCAAAAGCUGCAGAGUGUAUCAAGCAAUUGCAGCAGGCUAUACCUGAUGUAAUAUUUCCAGAAAAUGGUUUAGCUUGCAUUUUUUGUUUCUUAUUUGGGAACCUCUGGCCAUCCAUGUCCUCCUGUACAGAGCUAACAAGUCAAUGGGAAAUCAAAGUUCUCAGCCAACUGAAGCAUCUAAAUAUUGUGCAGUAUUAUGGCAGUGAAAUAGUUGAAGACCGGUUUUAUAUAUAUCUGGAGUAUGUUCAUCCUGGUUCCAUCAACAAAUAUGUUCGUGAACAUUGUGGAGCCAUGACAGAAUCUGUCGUUCGCAAUUUUACUCGCCAUAUUCUCAAUGGUUUGGCUUACUUGCAUAGCACAAAAACAAUUCAUAGGGACAUCAAAGGGGCUAAUUUGCUUGUUGAUUCCUUUGGAGUUGUCAAGCUUGCUGAUUUUGGUAUGGCUAAACAUCUCAUGCAAGGUGUGAUGCAGAGAGAUUCCAGCUCCGAUCUGGCUCUUGCUGUAGAUAUUUGGAGUUUGGGUUGUACGAUUAUUGAAAUGCUCACUGGAAAACCUCCUUGGAGUGAGUUUGAAGGGGCUGCAGCCAUGUUCAAGAUUUUGAGGGAUACCCCUAGCAUACCAGAAACAUUGUCAUCCGAGGGCAAGGAUUUUCUUCGGUGCUGCUUUCAAAGAAAUCCUGCACAGAGACCGUCAGCUGCCAUGUUACUGGAACAUCGGUUCAUGAAGAACUCGCAGCAGCUGGAUGUCUCAUAUUGCAACGCAGCAUUUAAUGGGAAGAACUUUACUCAAUAGUCGGACAGAGCGAUGUGAAGAUAAAUUCAGUCAGCUGCCAAGGUUCCCCAGCACACAAAUUGCAAAAGACAAAUUGGCUUCUUAGAGGGGCUCCAGAAUUGUAUCAUAGACUUCAAGAAGACUCUGGUAGGUGACUCGUAGCCAUAGUGUUGAGACAAUAGGUUAUUUGAUC